Tribolium castaneum (red flour beetle) is the source of this 2209-nucleotide messenger RNA. RefSeq lists its product as uncharacterized. The record is from RefSeq and is a predicted model, not a curated record. The coding region runs from base 152 to 2092 and encodes 646 amino acids. NCBI's taxonomy places the organism in Eukaryota, Metazoa, Arthropoda, Insecta, Coleoptera, Tenebrionidae. The transcript is spliced from 9 exons. Gene Ontology annotation, biological process: receptor guanylyl cyclase signaling pathway; intracellular signal transduction; cGMP biosynthetic process. Gene Ontology annotation, cellular component: plasma membrane. Gene Ontology annotation, molecular function: peptide receptor activity; guanylate cyclase activity; adenylate cyclase activity.
UUCAGUUUCAGUAGCGUCUGAAAGCGUCGUGAAGACGGACGCGUUUCAAGGCCGCUUUUUCGUACAUUGCCGACAACAUGUUACCAAUAAAAAAAAUACAAAAUUAGGACAAGUGUCGCGAGAUUUUCUCGAAAUUCGUCGAUGUGCCACAAUGUCCAAGCAGAACUCCAACAACGUGUCGCAGGGCGACGACGCCUCCUUGCGCUCGCUGAGCUCCGAAGACGUCUCCCAGGCACCGCGUGGCUACUGCUGUGCCAAGUCGGCCAAUCCGGCCGACGGAAAGGGCAGGAAACUGCAUUUGCUGCAAAUGCUAGUCCUGCCCUUCAUUCCCAUCAUGGCUCUGAUCGUCCAGACGGCCGUCAUUUUGAACAACAUCAUGGUCUAUCGACAAGAAGUCAUGGAUAUUGAAAAUCAGGUGACUAUCGCCGAAGAGCUGGGCAAAGUAGUGACGCGAAUGCAAUUAGAGCGCUCCGAAGUUGCCUUCCACGUUUACACGAAUGGAAGCAACUUACGUUCCAACUUAUCUCGUCGCUUCGACCUAACGAAUUCAGCCUUACAAAAUAUGAGUAGUUGGCCGCAGGUCUCUUUACCGUCAGACGACGGUCAAGUGACCCACCUUGACAAAGACACCUUCCAGAAAAAACUUGACGAAUUUAGAAAAAAAGUUCUAAGUCGAGAGGAAAGCACAAUGACUGAGGUCUUACUGUGGUACACUUCCGUGAACGCCGCCAUGUUGGAACACCUGACCAAUCAGAUCAAAGAAGCGGAUAACAGUGGCGUAUGGAGUCUUUCAAGGUAUUUGUUGGCCUUUAAAAACUUACUCAAAAGUAUCGAAAGUACAGGGAUUGCGAGCGUUUACGGUGUCAAUUAUUUCGGGAGAGGGGAACUCAAAAGCGCCAAUCACACCAGUUAUAUAAGACACGACGCCAUUGCGAAAGAUCUACUCAACAGUUCGCUGAAUUUUGUCCCGCAAAUGAAAGACGAGUACAAAAAAUUGACUUACUCGAUGGUCGACUAUGGCAAAGUUAAAUUCAACAAUGACAUUAUCACACGUAACGAAAAGCGCAAACCUAACAUAACCGAAGCCUUAGAUUAUUUUGACUCAAUUGCAACUUACACUGACGAACUGCGCAAAUUACAACGCUAUCUACGCCACACAAUCAGAGACUACGUCACCGACGCGUUGUACGAAGCCACCAAUAAGGAGGCCGUAGGCGUGGCCAUCCUAGUCGUCGUGUUGGCAGUCUCGCCAAUCAUAAUCUGGCUAGUGCACAACGCUGUCGCUACCAUUCAACUGUACGCCGCCAACUUGGCAAAAAAAGCAAAAGAACUGAAACGCGAAAAGAAGAAGAGCGAUUUGCUACUCUUCCAAAUGUUGCCACCGAGCGUCGCGACGCAAUUGAAGCAAACACGUCAAGUCCCCGCCGAGUAUUACGCCUCCGUCACGAUCUACUUCAGCGAUAUAGUGGGCUUCACUGAAAUAGCCGCAGUGAGCACACCUCUCGAAGUUGUUACUUUUUUGAAUAAAAUAUAUCGGCUGUUUGAUGCCCGGAUUGAAUGCUACGACGUGUACAAGGUUGAGACCAUUGGCGACUCGUACAUGGUCGCGUCAGGCCUGCCUGUGACCAACGGUAAUAAACACGUGUGUGAGAUUGCAAGCAUGGCUUUGGACCUUUUGAGCGGUUCCAAACAGUUUAAAAUUCCACACCGGAAAACCGAGCGUUUGCAAAUACGUUCGGGGGCGCACACUGGACCGGUCGUUGCUGGAAUAGUGGGCUCGAAAAUGCCCCGUUAUUGUCUUUUUGGGGACACGGUCAAUACAGCCUCCCGAAUGGAAUCGACAGGAGAAGCCUCCAAAAUUCACAUCAGUCUCGACAUGAAGAAAGCCCUAGACGUGAUUGGGGGCUAUCGCACCGAACACCGGGGGCUUGUUGACGUUAAGGGCAAAGGGCUAAUGGACACCUAUUGGCUGACCUGCAAGGAGGGCGCAGCCAAUAAGAGCGUAGAAAUGGAAACUCCGGCCUAUUUUCAUGAAGAUGAGGACGCUGAGCCCGUUUUCAUGCGGAGGCUGAGAGAUGAAAGCUACUUCUGAAUAAAUCAACUAUGAAAUUUAACAUUCCUUAAUCUCGCUGUGUUGUUAUUAUUUAGGUUUUUCUAAAUGUGAGCGUGGGUCGGAUAGAUAUGUGUACAAAUAAAAUGAUUUACAUUA